UGGGUUCAAAGAACUGUAGUACUGCGGGCCCUAGGCCUGCACCCGCCCCACUCUCGGGCACCAACUUACACUGCAGUUCCAACCAGACCGGCAACCCUGUCUCUAAACUAAAUGUACACUAUACUGCGGUAAAAAACAUGCGAGCACUAAAAAUCUGACAAAAAGAUUGAGCACAAAAAAGUUUAUGUGAAUCAGUGAGCAGUUCUUGUUGUUAUGAGAGAGAAGAGCGGUUUUGCAAAUCCUUAAGCGGUGCUAGCAGAACUCAACUCAACCCAGGUUUUAUCAUUGAAAAUGCAACCAUGGGUUUUUGCCAACUCUGCAACUCCGGUCCGGUCCGGGAAAGGUUUGCAAAAAAGAUAAUAAUGUGAGAAAAAUAAUAUUCUGUUCCAAGCUGUGAACUAUCUGUGUUGAAGGAGAAGGGUUGAGAUCAAAUCUCUCUCUUCUCCGACCUAUUUCUGGCCAAGCCAGUCUAAAUAAAUAAAUAAUUAAAUACUUAUUGAGAAUAUAAUUUUAAAAAUCUGCAUUAAACAUGUGGUCGAGUACAGGGCUCGGUCCACCGACCUACAGACCCUUCGAGUUCCCAUAUGACGAGUAUCGAGGUGGGAUGGGGGAGUUCGGCCCCCUUGGAGGUAGUCCAGUCACUACCUGGGGUCCAACACCCCCCACACAAUCUACCAUUACGACUACACAGGAGGAACGAAGCGAGGAUUCGAAGGCGAGUCUGGUAUGGGGCGGAGAGAAGAGUGGAGGCGGAGCUGGUGGCGGAACCCAGGGUUUAGCUCACUGGAUGUCUGUAAUGGCGGAGCAUAUGAAUCAUGAACCUACUUCCCUUCAUCCGGCGUAUAUGUGGAACGGAGUAGAGUCAAAGAUGGGUAUGGACGGAGGACUACAGGACCCUAUGGGCGCAUAUACUCGUCCUCAAUCGUCCACUUCUCUAUCUCCCCCUGCUCCAAGUCUAGUCGUACCUCAGCCGAUAAAUCCCCGGAUCCAGAACUCUAUGGGGAUGCAUAAUGGAGGGAUGAGGAAGUACCAGUGCAAGAUGUGUCCACAGGCUUUUGCUAGCAAAGCUGACCUUCAGCUACACACCCAGAUUCACUUACGGGAACCCAAACCUUAUAAAUGCGCCAGUUGUGGGAAAGCAUUCGCAAACAGCUCUUACCUGUCGCAACAUACUAGAAUACAUCUUGGUAUUAAACCCUACAGAUGUGAGAUCUGCCAGAGAAAGUUUACCCAGCUCUCUCAUCUUCAACAGCACAUCAGAACACAUACCGGAGACAAACCCUACAAGUGCAGGAUUCCAGGUUGCACUAAAGCGUUCUCUCAGCUGUCCAACCUGCAGUCCCACUCCAGGUGCCACCAGACGGAUAAACCCUACAAGUGCAACUCCUGCUACAAAUGCUUCACUGAAGAAUCUGCACUGCUUGAGCAUAUUCCCAAGCAUAAGGAGUCCAAGCAUGUGAAAACCCACAUCUGCUCCUACUGCGGGAAGAGCUACACCCAGGAGACCUACCUGGCUAAGCAUAUGCAGAAGCACUCUGAUCGGCUUGACAAGCGCGCUCCUAUAAUCAGUAGUGGAGGUCAAACCGGCUCCGGGCUCAUGGCAGAUCCAUACGCGUGGUCAAAAAUGGACCCCAUGACCAUGUAUGGAUACGGUGGAUCCGGACUUUUGGGAGAUACGGAUGGACGAGACUUAUCUCCUUAUUCUCCGCCAUGGCCCGAGAUACCAAGGACAAGUUCGGCAUUCUCUCCGCUCCAGGCUCCUCCCCCAACUGCGACUAAAACUCAGGAAUUUGAAUCAUCCAAUUUCUCAAGGCAAAUAGUCCAGGACGUAAAGAACGGCUCAAACCUGAUUGCUCUUUCUCAAAUUCGAGAUUUCUCUAGUAUAGAUAAGGAGAAGGAAGAGAACUAGGAGAAGGAGAACCAGGAGACGAAGCUUAACCAAGAAAAGAGAAGAUCAAAGAAAAAAGAUAACAAAUCCUAGUUGGAAUAUUGAUAAUUUAGCUCUGUUAGCAAGUUGUUAUAUAGAUCAUAAUAAUCAAAGGAAAUCUGGCGGAUAAAGAUAUCCUAGGGUUUAAACUAUCUAGAACCCAUGGCCUAACCUUGUACAAGGGUUGGUUGGACUCAAACCUACAUUAAACCGGCCAGGCUAAAUCAAGAAAUAAUUUGCUACAAAAAACGAAGGGAAAUUCCAAAAUCUAUAGUGAUUUAUUUAUAGAAUUUAAUAGUUUGCAUCGAGAAAUUCUGAGGAAUUAAAACAAAACAUGAUGAACUGAAAGAUGAAAGUAUCUCAAAGAUACAACAAUGUUACAGGGUUUUAAGAGCUCUUAGAGACUGCACUGGGACUCUGUGGAGAAUUUUAAAUCGAAAUUUCUUUGGAUCUUGAGAUGCACCCAUCUCUGGGUACCCUAGCACCACUAGUAUACGGAGAGCAUCUCUGAUAUUAGCCACAUUAUUGUCAGAUUAACUGGGCAUAGCUCAAUAAUUAUAAGUCUGAAUGUAUAAGACUGAAAACUAGCAAUACAAUUGCUGUUUUAGCGUUCAUUAUUUUUGUUGCUUCAUAUAUUUCUAUCAUAUAUUAUAUCUUAAAAUAGUUUUAUCUCUAAUCCUCUUUGAAUUUUGACGUGGGAUGAUUGCAGCUUAAAUCUGAUAAAUCUUAUACUGGGUCAAUUAGCUUCAGAUUCAAUAGCUUCAUACAAAUGUUUCUACUUAAAUAUCAAAGUGAGCUGUCAAACUUUAAUACUAAACUACUAAAGUUUAAUUGUAAACUGUAAACUUUAGUAAUAAACUACUAAGCUGUAGCAGUAAACUACUAAGCUAUAGUGAAAAACUACUAAAGUUUAGUAGUAAACUGGAAACUUUAGUAAUAAACUACUAAACUGUAGCAGUAAACUACUAUUCCUAAAAGCUAAAAGCUACUAAAGUUAAGUACUAAGUAGUAAACUUCUAUAAACUGUAAUAGUUAUCUAAUAAACUUAAGUAUUCAACUACUAUAAGACUGGUUCUAGGACAAAAAUAUUGAACUUAUUGAAUCCAUGCUAUAAGAUAAAGUUAUUGAUCAAUUCCUGAAUGCAUUCUAUAAGAUAAAGCUAUUGAAGCUACCGACCCAUGUGUAAGAUUUAAGCUGAUCAAAAUAUAGCAAUUAGAUCUAUGUUUUCAAAUAUUUACCAAUUUUAAUAACUUUUUACCAAAGAGUGGUUUUUAUUUAACAUUUUCCACUUUUUCACAUAUUCUCAAAUCUAAUUACGAGUGAAUGAAUAAUGUAUAUUUUUCUUACGUAAUCUCUAAGAAUGAAUAAGAAUUGCAACCUAUUAAGUUUAAUAAGACUGAUAUCCUACAAAGUAGGUCUAAACCUGGAUAUAUUAUAUAUAAACCUGGAUAUAUUAUAUAUAAACCUGGAUAUAUUAUAUAUA
Molecule: messenger RNA, 3410 nt
Organism: Eurytemora carolleeae
Lineage: Eukaryota; Metazoa; Arthropoda; Copepoda; Calanoida; Temoridae
Product: zinc finger protein 628
Exons: 6
Coding region: 530-1909 (459 amino acids)
Biological process (GO): negative regulation of transcription by RNA polymerase II
Molecular function (GO): DNA-binding transcription repressor activity, RNA polymerase II-specific
Source: RefSeq, a predicted model, not a curated record